ACUCGUCUUCUUCCUCUGUUUCUGCGACAUCACCAUUUGAGAAAGCUCCGACAUUCUUUCUUCUGUAAGAAGCAAAAGUUCAGAGGAAAGAUUUAAGCAUUUAUUCGUCUUCCUCUACCUCACUCCACAACGAUUCUUCCUUCGUUUCUCUCGCUGUUGCUCGCCCAUUGCUUGAAGCCUCUUCUUCCUCUUUUCUCUUAUGUAUGAAAGGUAGAAGGUUGGAUUUGAAACUUCUUUUGGAAAGAAAACUAUGGCUACACUUGGCGACAUUGGUCUUGCUGCAACUAUAAACAUUCUUAGUGCCUUUGCUUUCUUGCUAGCAUUUGCUAUAUUGCGUCUGCAACCAUUCAAUGAUAGGGUUUAUUUCCCAAAAUGGUACCUUAAGGGAGUAAGGACUAGUCCGACGAUCUCGGGCUCAUUCGUGCAUAAGUUUGUAAAUUUAGACUUCAGAUCAUACAUGACGUUUCUUCAAUGGAUUCCUGCUCUCAAAAUGCCGGAACCGGAGCUGAUUGAUCAUGCUGGAUUAGAUUCCGCUGUUUAUUUGCGAAUAUAUCUAUUGGGGCUUAAAAUCUUUGCUCCUAUCUGCUUGUUGGCCUUUGCUGUAUUGGUUCCUGUUAACUGGACAAAUAAUACUCUGGAGGUUGAGGCUACAAAGGCUUCGGAUUUGGAGUUUAGUGCUAUAGACAAGAUUUCUAUUUCCAAUAUUCCCACAGGAUCAAAUAAAUUUUGGGCACACUUGGUGAUGGCAUAUAUGUUUACCUUUUGGACUUGCUAUGUGUUGUUCAAAGAAUAUGCAAUAAUUGCAUCGAUGAGAUUGCAUUUUCUUGCAUCAGAAAAACGCCGUCCAGAUCAGUUCACAGUCCUUGUAAGAAAUGUCCCAGCUGACCCAGAUGAGUCAACCUAUGAGCUUGUAGAGCACUUCUUCCUUGUCAAUCAUCCAGAGCACUUUCUAACACAUCAGGCAUGUUUCUCUACUCCUCGUAGCUAUAAUCUCUGCUUAUAUCAUCGAUCUGAGCACAUCUUUAUUUAUUUCACUGGUAUUUCUGCUUGA
Messenger RNA from Phalaenopsis equestris, 1051 nucleotides. RefSeq names its product CSC1-like protein At3g21620. NCBI's taxonomy places the organism in Eukaryota, Viridiplantae, Streptophyta, Magnoliopsida, Asparagales, Orchidaceae. The record is from RefSeq and is a predicted model, not a curated record. Gene Ontology annotation, cellular component: plasma membrane. The transcript has 6 exons. The coding region runs from base 251 to 1051 and encodes 266 amino acids. Gene Ontology annotation, molecular function: calcium-activated cation channel activity.